Molecule: messenger RNA, 1412 nt
Organism: Rattus norvegicus (Norway rat)
Lineage: Eukaryota; Metazoa; Chordata; Mammalia; Rodentia; Muridae
Gene: Vsig4
Product: V-set and immunoglobulin domain containing 4
Biological process (GO): negative regulation of macrophage activation; negative regulation of T cell proliferation; negative regulation of interleukin-2 production
Source: RefSeq, marked provisional
CAGCAGCAGGAGGAUGGAAUAGAAGUGGCUUCACAUAGAAUGGAGAUCUCAUCGAGCUUGCUGUUCCUGAGCCACCUAAUAGUGCUCACCUAUGGCCAUCCCGUCCUAAAAACACCAGAGCGUGUGACAGGAACCUGGAAAGGAGAUGUGAAGAUUCAGUGCAUCUAUAAUCCCCUGACAGGCUACAGAGAAGUUUUGGUGAAAUGGCUGGUACAACGUGGCUCUGACCAUGUCACCAUCUUCUUACGUGACUACUCUGGAGACCAUGUCCAGCAGGCAAAAUACAGAGGCCGCCUGAAAGUGAGCCACAAAGUUCCAGGGGAUGUGUCUCUCCAACUGAAUAACCUUCAGAUGGAUGACAGGAAUCACUACACAUGUGAGGUCACCUGGCAGACUCCUGAUGGAGACCAAGUAAGGAGAGAUAAGAUCACUGAGCUCCGUGUUCAGAAAUACCCGUAUAAGCCACCUAAAAUCACUACUGAAGCACUUACGACCAUGCAAUCCUCUUUGGAAGCAACGACUAUAACGAGUUCAACUUCUGACUGGACCACUAGUGUGACUCAAACACCUCAGGGGACCACUACUGUCCCAGGAGGGAAGCUGCCGAUCUUUGCCAUAAUCUUGAUCAUCUGCUUUUGCUGCAUAGUAGUUGUCACCAUAGCUUUUAUCAUGUUCCGCCGCAGAACAUUCCAAGAGUAUGUCUAUGAGGUGAGCAGGAUGUAUGCCAGACAGACAAGCAACUCUGAAGAAACCACAAGAGUGACUACCAUUGCAAGUGCAUACUUCAAUAAUGAACCAGAUUCCCAGGCUCUGAUCAAUGACUACUCUGAUGAUCCUUGUCUCAGCCAGGAGUACCAAAUAACAACCAGAUCAACAAUGACUAUUCCUGCCUGCUGAACACAAUUCCAAGAAACUAAGAAGUUCUUGUUACUGAAGAAAAUAACAUCUUCUAAGUCAAGGUCUACUGGCAUAAUUGCCUGUGACUUAUUCAGUUCUUGCCUUCAAUGUAGCUUCUCCACAGCUUCCUCUCUUUCUAAGCAAGCUAAAGUAUCUAUAUAGCCUGCCAAUUCUGAUGAAUCCUGGGUUUGGCUAAGAAGAUGCUAUACGUACCUCAAGAACUCUAGCUUCUGGGUUUGGCCCAGGACACUUUUCAUUCUGGAGCCUUCACCACUCCUCUCCAAACACCAGAGAAAUUUCCAUAGCACUAGAGGUUCUUUAGCAUGCCUCCAGGCACCACCAGAAAGAAGAAAAAUAGAAAUUUCAGUCCUAAAAUCUCAGGCAAAUACUUGCAUCCAGGAUUACCCCCUUUCUCUAGGGCCAGAUGACUUGUAAUUGCUAUUGCUAUUGCUACGCUGUUAAUCUAAUGCACUUAUAUUCUUUUGAUGUUAAUAAAUAUUUAAUCAUGACAGCAA